GAGUAUGUACUUAUAUUUACUCUUAUCGUUUCAUUCUUAACUACUUGUUAUUUUUCUAAUGGUAUUUCUGGGAUCAGUUGUGAAAAGUUUCCACAAAAUCUCUGAGAUGAAGUUGAAAUAUCCUAUAACACGCCGUGAUAAUUCGUAUGUCGAUUAUUUUCACGGUGUUACAGUUGAGGACGCUUAUCGGUGGCUAGAAGACCCUAGCUCAUCUGAAACGAAGAAUUUCAUUGAUGAGCAGAAUAUAAUUAGUAAAACUUUUAUUGAGGAAGGAGAGGAUAGAUCCCGUAUUGAAAAAAAGUUAACUAAAUUGUGGAAUUAUACCAAGUAUAGCUGUCCUACAAAACAUGGGGCGUAUUAUUAUUUUUACAUGAAUUCGGGGUUGCAAAAUCAGAAUGUUUUGUACCAACAGAAACGACUCGAGGAUCAACCUAUCGUUUUCUUAGAUCCUAACACCUGGUCUGAAGAUGGAACUAUUGCUUUAACUCAAAAAUCUUUCUCUGAAGAUGGCAACUACAUGGCGUACGGAAUAAGUGAAAAUGGAUCUGACUGGCUAAAAAUUAAAAUACGCGAUGUUAAUUCGGGGUUGGACUUUGAGGAGUCUUUAGAAAAAGUAAAGUUUAGCGCAAUUUCCUGGACCAUUGAUAAUAAGGGAUUUUUUUACUCCCAAUAUGUUGAAAAUGAAAACUCUAUCGGCGCAGAAUUUAAACGAAAUGAGAAUCAAAAGCUAUAUUAUCACAAUAUUGGAAAAAACCAAAGUGAAGAUAUCUUGGUUGCAGAAUUCCCCGAAGAACCAUCUUGGCGCAUGUAAGUUGCCAUUUACAGGUCUAUCCUGCACGUUACCGAAGAUUUUGUAACCGGAAAUUUUUAUUACCAAAAAAUGUUGCCAGUUCUUGUCACC
Rhagoletis pomonella (apple maggot) is the source of this 901-nucleotide messenger RNA. Its product is annotated as prolyl endopeptidase. Gene Ontology annotation, cellular component: cytosol. The transcript has 3 exons. The coding region runs from base 59 to 811 and encodes 250 amino acids. Gene Ontology annotation, molecular function: oligopeptidase activity; serine-type endopeptidase activity. NCBI's taxonomy places the organism in Eukaryota, Metazoa, Arthropoda, Insecta, Diptera, Tephritidae. The record is from RefSeq and is a predicted model, not a curated record.